CGUGGUGCGCGCUGAGCCCCUUCCCGCCUCUUGCUGGUGGAGGAGCCAGCCGUGCAAGGAGGCGCCCGGGCGCUCGUCAGUUGCUAAGAUACUGGCGGCGGCGGCGGCGGCGGCGGCUCCCUAACUCGGAGGCAUCUGUUGGGUCCUAAGGCAGCGGCUGCUCCAGGGUCCCGCUGGCGCAAGGGAGGUGCCGCUGGGCUAGCGGGCGAGGGUGCAUCCGACCGCCUUGCUGCUUCCCUUCACGCGCCUCCCCCUGACCCGGCGCGGCGAGCCACCGCAGGACUCCCCGCUCCGGCUCCGGCUCCAUCCCUCUCCCUCCUCGUCCCCUCCUCCCGGCCCCGCCCGGCUCCGGGUCUCUCUCUCUCUCUGUGUGUCGCUCGCUCACUGCGGCUGCGGGCGGCAUCCAUCGCCGAGGAAGGCAGACCAAGAGGCAGGGAACUCAGCGCCGCCGACACCACCAGCCCAGCCCAGCUCGCUCCCGGGGCAGAUGCAGGCCAUCAAGUGUGUGGUCGUGGGAGACGGGGCUGUCGGGAAGACCUGUCUGCUGAUCAGCUACACAACCAAUGCCUUCCCUGGAGAGUACAUCCCCACUGUGUUUGAUAAUUAUUCUGCCAAUGUCAUGGUAGAUGGAAAGCCAGUAAACCUUGGUCUGUGGGACACAGCAGGCCAAGAGGAUUAUGACAGGCUACGUCCUCUUUCCUAUCCACAGACGGAUGUUUUCCUGAUCUGCUUCUCACUGGUGAGCCCAGCCUCCUUUGAAAACGUCCGAGCCAAGUGGUACCCAGAGGUCCGACAUCACUGCCCCAACACACCAAUCAUCUUGGUGGGCACCAAGCUGGACCUCAGAGAUGACAAGGACACCAUUGAGAGGCUGCGUGACAAGAAAUUGGCCCCCAUCACUUACCCCCAGGGCCUAGCCAUGGCCAGGGAAAUUGGUUCAGUGAAGUAUCUAGAAUGCUCUGCCCUUACACAGCGAGGCCUCAAGACUGUCUUCGACGAAGCUAUCCGUGCUGUGCUCUGUCCCCCACCUGUGAAGAAGCCUGGCAAGAAGUGCACCGUGUUCUAAGGGCAUCUGAGUUCAGCAUGUUGUGGGUGUCUCCUCCUUGCGCGUGCGAGGAGGGAGCGUUUGCUGGGUGUUCCCGCAAUGGGAGAGGCGGGGCCCUUCAUCAUGUACGAAGUCAGUGUUUUUUUAAAUGUCUCUUUGAUUUAACGUCUGUGUCGGUGUAAAAGGGCCGCAUGAGAGAAAGAGGAGCUUGAUGCUGUCCCACCUCCAGAGCAGAGCAGCAAAAGGAGCAUGCUCUCCAGGACUCCAUGCCAGGGGGUAGUGCGUGAAUAGCAAGACCAGCCCUGUGUUGCUGUUUCUAUGGGUGCUAGAGCUUCGUGGUGGGAGCAGGUAACUAACCCCAGUUGUGGGGGAAACAGACAAAUGGGACACAGGCUGGAGGAGGAGCCAUUAGCGCUUUAUUGUGUGAGACAGGAACCAAGAGAUCAAUGCAGCUCUGUGCCACCCAAAGCUGCCUUUGCCUUUCAGGACAUCAGCCUGUGUGUUGCUCCUGAGCUCUCCCAAAUAUCGGGAGGAAGGUCUCUCUGCUUUGUCCAGUCUGGGCAGCAGCACAGGGCCGUAGGGCAGGGAUCUUUGUGUAAAAACCAAACAAAAAGUAGGAUGGAGGGUGAUGGCCAACCCUUUCCUUGUUGUUGAGUGUAGUGGAAUGGGGGAUGGAGCAAGGAGAGCUUUGGAGGGGUUGGGAGGGAGACAGGUCCAGUUUUUAAUCAUCGUGUAGAGUGAUGAGCUGAACACCUCUUAUUUUAUACAAUAAACAUUUCUCCAUAAGUAA
Hemicordylus capensis (graceful crag lizard) is the source of this 1835-nucleotide messenger RNA. RefSeq names its product Rac family small GTPase 3 (gene RAC3). The record is from RefSeq and is a predicted model, not a curated record. Gene Ontology annotation, cellular component: cell cortex; cytoskeleton; cytoplasmic vesicle. Gene Ontology annotation, biological process: regulation of cell shape; cortical cytoskeleton organization; small GTPase-mediated signal transduction. NCBI's taxonomy places the organism in Eukaryota, Metazoa, Chordata, Lepidosauria, Squamata, Cordylidae. Gene Ontology annotation, molecular function: protein kinase binding; GTPase activity; GTP binding. The coding region runs from base 488 to 1066 and encodes 192 amino acids. The transcript has 6 exons.